AUGGCAACCAGUCGAAUAAAUCCGGAUCGCCCUUCCAUCCGCCUCUCCCCCUCCCACACACGAAAUAAUUCGCGUUCAGCCUCAUUUGAAAGAAUCCCAAGCUCCAUCUACCAACAACUCGACCCUCUCCUUAGCAAUCUCUCCCCCGAAUCAACCCUCCAAGCCCUCACAUCGACCGAUGCAGUCCCUUCGAACGAACAAGCCGCCCAUGAUAUCCUCUCGCGGAGCAUCUCCCAGGUAUCGCCCUCGGAACGCGCCCUAGGAAUACGCGCUGCAGUAGCUGCCCAAAACUUGAAUCUGUGGCAUAAAGAGGUUCUGUCAUGGGACUGGCCAAACCAACGCGACGCAAAGGUUGGUAUGGGGUUCAUUCCUCCAUCUACCUCGAGUUCUGGCGGCAAUCCCACCCCGGACUUCUCGGCUUCCCCUAGCAACACCCAAGAAAGCUACUAUGGAAGCUUGUUGGCCAGCGUGGUCGAGCGAUACGAGAGCAGAGCCGAUGAAAUCCGCGAUGGAAUGGAUGAUCUGAACGUGGAAGAAUUGAAGGAGCACGUUUUGAAUGCCCACAUUCCAUCAAGGUCUCGGCCCUCGUCGGCCACGAGCUGCGUGUCCGUGCCUCCACCGCUCAGCUAUGUACAGCUGAGUGACUUUACGGCUGUCGUUACCGCAACUAUCCUGCGAGCUCUUCCAUAUCUAUCGCGACUGAACGCCCUACUUGCCACUUGGGAAGUUCGCCUUCAUGUUUUACGCCAAAUUCCUGGGCUGCUGAGAGAGCUCAGCUUGACCCGCUCCGCCCUUGACUCCUCCCUCCACGCCUUACAAACCCCACAUUCUUCUGCCUCCGAUUCGAGCGAAUCCUCCGAUGCAUCCCUAGCUGCCGAGCAUGUCAAACUUGAGUCCGCAGUUGUGGCCGUGGGGAGGCGAAUGGACCGAAUCCUCGACGCGUUGGAGGGUCGUCCAGAUUCUUUGCCCGAACAAUGGAUUGAUGACUUAGAAGCCAUUGAGUCUGACUUUGCUACAUGGGUGGUGGAGGCUGAUAAAUGCAAGGUUCACAAUGAGUGGUUGCGGUCAAAAGCCGAGUCUGAAAUGGCCGCGAUGCGUGCAGCCGACCUCCAGCGUGCAGAGUCAUCGAAGGAAGCAGGGCAGGACCCAACGCCUGAUACAGCUGUAUCGGAACCUUCAGAUGAUCUCCAUUCCCCCCAGGAGCCCGCCGUCGAACCCGAGCGUGAAAUCCAGUGCGGCCUCUCGUCCGAUGACGCGAGAUCAACCAUCCCACAAUCUAUUGAACAAUCGACGUUGCCUAUUGAAGAAGCGCCGCUUCCUACAGACUGUGUUGAAGGGAACUCUUCGCCAAACCUAAAACUCUCGAUAUCUCUGGCAAAGCCUCCAAUCGAAGAGAAGCAAGAAGAUCUCACACCUGUGGCCGUGGCAGAGGACAUAGACACGCCAACACAGUCCGACUUUCCUUCAGCUUCUGCGAUCAGUCGACAGCUCUUUUCGACCCCUGAAAAUAUGCCUUGUGCGAUUGAUCGCACCUUGGAAAACAAGGAAAACAUUCCUCCGCCCGGCUUCCAACAACUCGACGUAGCUAUGUCACCACCCGGCCAACCUUCGACAAAACCGAGUCCAUUGUCCGAGAACAAGGCUCUAGCUGAAGACCCCUUGCUUCAGCAUUCCGCUACACCUGAAAUGGAAGACCAGCAUCCCGAUCUAAUCGUUUCUGUGGGCGUACCCGCCGCUAAAGAGCUCCAUCCCUCUCAUAGUCUCUCAGACUUACCUCGUGAUACGGUGCCGGAUGAAAUAGAAACCAAAUCCGGUGAUGAGGAAAAGCCGCAUACUCCACACUCCAACCCAACUGAGCCCAUUUCUGAGCCGAAAACCAUUAGUUCCCCUGUUGAUCAAGAUCCUAAGUCGCCGAACAGGCCGAGUGAACCGAAUCAGUUUGAUACUCCGGUAGCAGCAACUGUCUCCCCGGUGUUCACACCGAGCAGGUCAGACAUCCGAGUACCGAAAUCAAGAACGUCUGGUAGGGCUUCCCAAAUACCCAUGGCUGUGGCGUCACCUAAGUCGGGUUCAAACCAUACGCCCGUUAAGUCUCACCCGCCGUCCAAUGAAGGGACAGCAGAGCCUUGCCAACGAACUGUUCGCAAGCCGCUACAGAGCCCUAUUAAACUGUCCAAAUCCCGGUCAGGGAAGGUACUCGACAAAGAUGGUAAAGCGACGCACAAAAUCACCCAUCGUCGUCGGACAUCUACUGGAUCUGUGGGCUCCUUGCUUUCAGACCAUUCUUCUCUCAUAUCUAGCCCCGAGGCACUUGAGCCGCGCACUGCUUCCUCUCAUGGAACGCCUGCUGGGACAGUAUCCCACCCUAAAUCCAUACAUCCUCCUUCCCAUGGGGCUUAUACCCUGAGAGAGGAUCGUCUGCGUCACUUAGAAAACCAGAAGCCUGACCCGCGAAUUUCUUUCCAGCAGAGUCGCGCGGUCAGCCUUCCCCUCGAGCGGUUUAUCAACGAACGCUUGGAUUUGGGCCUGGGAAGUGAGUCGGCGCCAGGUGUAGCUAGUGUGAACCCGUCUAGGACUAGGACACGCUCUGUUACAUCUGCCGACUUCCCCCAACCCCCAAAGACAAGAACCAAAAUCACAUUCCAGGAUACUUCUGCUGCAACUAUCCCACCGGUUCCACGUCUCCCUACUCGCCACCAUCAACUGUCCCGGGGGAAGUCUGCAAGUGACUUGAAAUCUCAGAACGAGAUGGCAAAGAUUGCGGAACGAAACAAAAAGACAUUUGGGAUGAAUUCCGCGCGAAGAGCCAUGGAGCACCUUCUUCAGCCCAAGUCUCUUCGAUUGCGGCAGCGACUCACUGCCCAUCCAAGUCUCGAAAGCCUGGGUGUGAAGAGACAAGAGCUGUCAUAUGUAGAAGAGCAUGAAUCUGAGCGCACCGAUUUCGGAUUCCGCCCUUCCUCGCCAACCAAACACAACAAGCAACCGCGGGACCAGCUGGACGAAAAGAUCAACUCGAUUCUCAACUCGUUGCCUGGUCACAUCCAUAUGGUGGACUCCAACCACGAAGUAGACACAUCCUCAUCAUCCUCAUCCUUGGACCGACGCAUGCGGCACGGAUCUGAAUCUCCCACCGGUCCAACUCGCAGCAGCACUCCAGCGCCUUCUAUGAUGCUGAUGCCCGCUGGUCGGAGACGGCAUUCUCACGCCUUCAAGACAGAGGAUAGCUGUGUCAAACUUUAUCACCUCCACCACGGGGGCCAAUCUGCACCAACAAAACUGUUCGUUCGCACCGUUGGUGAAGAGGGGCAGCGUGUGAUGGUUCGUGUUGGCGGUGGAUGGGCUGACCUCGGCGAAUAUCUUCGCGAGUAUGUCAUUCAUCAUGGUCGCCGUAAGGUGUCUGAAACGCCCCGUGUGGAGGUGCAGGGCAUAAAAUCACGUUCUUCGCCAUCUUACACUUCUCCGGGUACUAUGCUGACCCCGGCUACCACAUAUCUUACCUCCGGCCGGGCUACCCCCUCCCGACCACCAUCCGUACUCAGUGCUCGGCCACCUUCAUCCCUUACCGUUCACAAGAAACGACGAGGCUCAACUGCGUCUGAUGCAAUUGGCACCAGAGCAGUGACUACAGGCCACAUACCCUCCUUCACCUCACCCCCACCCGCUGUCGCCCAUCUCCCUUCCUCGACCGGCAGACGUCUUUCGGUGUCUUCCACCUAUUCGGUCGGAGACGCCCACUCCCCCAUUAACACCGCUUCUGCCUCCACGGCCAACGAAUCCCGUUCCACUCCGCUGGGCUUAGCUGGUCCUAAACCGCGUGCUCGGUACGAAUCCAUGAGCCCAGAGGGUGAAGCCUGGGUUGCAGGUAUUCUCCAAAAGACCCGCCGCUCUAGCUCUCAUAACCCACCUCAAUUCGCACUGAGCAUGCAGCCAGACCACGUUGCCGAUGACCGAUUUAGUAUUGGCGACGGCAGCGUGGUUGGACAUUCCUUGCCCAAAGUUCGCAGCAUUGGCGAUAUCGGGUCAAUCGGCACAAGCAGACGGGUCGUACUGAAAGGUCUUGGAUCUCGCAGGCCGUGA
Penicillium griseofulvum is the source of this 4077-nucleotide messenger RNA. Its product is annotated as GAS2 domain protein. Lineage: Eukaryota; Fungi; Ascomycota; Eurotiomycetes; Eurotiales; Aspergillaceae. The coding region runs from base 1 to 4077 and encodes 1358 amino acids. Gene Ontology annotation, molecular function: microtubule binding. The record is from RefSeq and is a predicted model, not a curated record. The transcript has 2 exons.